AUGUCGGUUCCAUGGCUGGGUGGCAGGACAGUACAAUCACUUGGAUUUUAUGCUUAUCGAAAAUGUGAAAAGUCACAGGCAUUAUUAUCAGUUAUCAACGAUGAUAAAGGAAUCCAUCAUGAAUGGUCUCCACCCCAUAAGAUAGAAAGCUCAGACCUUGUUGCAGACUCUGAGAGUACAUUUAAGUAA
This is a messenger RNA of Serpula lacrymans var. lacrymans S7.9, 189 nucleotides long. RefSeq lists its product as uncharacterized. The record is from RefSeq and is a predicted model, not a curated record. The coding region runs from base 1 to 189 and encodes 62 amino acids. NCBI's taxonomy places the organism in Eukaryota, Fungi, Basidiomycota, Agaricomycetes, Boletales, Serpulaceae. The transcript is spliced from 2 exons.